This is a messenger RNA of Tilletiaria anomala UBC 951, 1206 nucleotides long. RefSeq names its product mitochondrial carrier. NCBI's taxonomy places the organism in Eukaryota, Fungi, Basidiomycota, Exobasidiomycetes, Georgefischeriales, Tilletiariaceae. Bases 1 to 1206 code for a protein of 401 amino acids. The record is from RefSeq and is a predicted model, not a curated record. Gene Ontology annotation, biological process: mitochondrial L-ornithine transmembrane transport. The transcript is spliced from 3 exons. Gene Ontology annotation, molecular function: L-ornithine transmembrane transporter activity.
AUGCUAUACCCAGCGAGUCAAACAUGGUGUGUCCUGAGAAAAUGCAGUUCGCACCGCUCACACCCCAUCAGCACGGACCAUUGGCAGCAUGAGCAUGCGCACACCAUUAUCCACUCCCCGCUGGAGCCUGAGUCGGCGGUACACAAUCCCUAUUCAUCUUCGGAGCAUCCUCGCAAGUUUUCGCAAGCCACGCGCGAUGUCGCAUUCGGCAGUAUAGCAGGAAUGUUCGCCAAGCUGUUCGAACACCCCUUCGAUCUGGUCAAAGUACGCUUGCAGACGCAGCAGGUUGCCCCUGCACCAUCCUCCACCUCUCCCCCUCUUGCGGCCACGCCCCACUACCGUGGCGCACUACACUGCUUCAGCUCGACGUACGCAAACGAAGGUGUCCGCGGUCUCUACCGCGGGCUCAGUAUGCCCGUCCUCGGCGCCGUAGCGGAGAACGCCACACUCUUUUUCACGUACAAUGCCAUCCUACGUCUACUCGCGGCGCACACCCUGGCUCCCCUUGGUGCGACAGAGGGGAAAGCUGCAAGCGCCAAGCCGGAGGAUAUGAACGUCAGUCAGCUUGCGAUCGCAGCGGCGGGCGCGGGCGCUGUGACCAGUCUCGUCCUCACGCCCGUCGAGCUAAUCAAAUGUCGCAUGCAGGUGCAGAUGAUCUCCGCUUCUGCAAUAAGCUCAUCAGCAGCAGCAGCAUCGGCAUCUCUCCCUGUGACUGCUGCACCUGCACAAAUUAAGAGGUUAAAUCCGACGAACCUACAAGGCCCUCUCGAGAUCCUCACUUCGACAAUACGAACCGAGGGUGUCCGGGGCCUGUGGCUCGGCCAGACCGGCACGCUGCUGCGCGAGACAGGUGGCGGUAUUGCGUGGUUCCUGACGUUCGAGCUCGUCACCAGGCGUAUGGUCGAGGGAAUACGCGCCGCGCUGGCCAAGAAGGAUCUAUCCAGCUUGCAGCUCAUCACGGCCGGAGCGCUCGCAGGUAUCAGUUACAACCUCGUUCUUUUCCCAGCGGAUAGCGUCAAAUCGACCAUGCAGACCGAGAAGGAAUUGGGACAUUCUGCACGUGGCACCACUUCUGGGAAGGAAGGGAGGACAUCAUUCAUGAACACAUUCCGCAAGAUAUACAAUACAAAGGGAGUCAAGGGACUCUAUGCCGGCUGCGGAAUCACGUGUCUGCGUAGUGCGCCAAGCAGCGCUUUGAUCUUGUGA